AUGGAGACAGAAACAAUCAGAGAUGACCAGCAUAAACUGAUCUCAUCAUUCAUGGAGAUUGCUAUUGGUCAAACCAUAGACACCGCAAUACAAUUCCUCAAGGCAACGAGCUGGAACCUUGAAGAAGCUAUCAACCUCUUUUUCAUCCACAGACAUAAUCAACCUCUAUGUAAACAAAACACAACAGAGCAGGAUUGGAGUGAUUAUCAAGAAGAAGAACAUAUCCCUCCUCCUCUACCUUCCAUUAAGGAUACUCUCUAUGACUCCUCUUCCAUGCAUCAAACUCCUGCUCAAGUAUGUCCUGAAGAGAUCUGGGACGCGGAAUCUGAACCGUCAGAUUCUGACACUGCUGAUUCGAAACCAGAACCCUCAGAAGAGUCGAGGAGGUUGUCUUCUUUGUACCGUGCUCCUCUGAAACUUCUUUUCCAAGGUUCGUUUGAAGAGGCGAAAUCAACUUCUUCUAGAAAGAACCUAUGGCUUCUAGUCAAUCUCCAGUCCACGACCGAGUUUGCUUCUCACAUGCUUAACCGAGACUUAUGGGCUAACGAAGUCGUUUCUCAAGCCGUUGAGUCUAGCUUCAUAUUAUCUCAAGUCUAUGAUGAUACCACCGAAGGAAAGAAAGUAUCUACUUUCUACAGAAUCGAAUCUUGUCCUCCUGUGGUGCUUCUCAUCGAUCCCAUAACUGGUCAGAAGAUGCGUUCUUGGAGCGGCGUCAUCGAAGCUCAUGGCUUUGUGGAGGAUUUAAUGAAGUACAUGGAUGAUGGUCCGCACGAAUGCAUGGCUUCUCAAACAAGAAACAAACGUAUAAAAACAGAUAUUGACAGCAACCAGAAUAUUAGUCACAUGGUGUCUCCUUCCUCGAGUCCCAAACUUACCGAAACAAAGGAGAAGAAGACUUGUUCAUCAAGCAACCAAACUACUAGUCACAUUGUGGUGCCGUCUUGGGGGCCCGAAUUUGAAACGUCCACAGAAGUGAAGCAGGAGGAGACUUGUUUAGAGUUUCCAGCCUUGACAGAAGAGCCAAAAAGAGACGGUGAUAAAAGCCUUGUGUGCAGUCUAUGUAUUCGGUUUCCAGAUGGGAGAAGAAAGCAGAGGAGGUUUCUCAAGAGCGAACCUAUUCAGCUUCUAUGGUCUUUCUGUUAUUCUCAGAUGGAGGAGUCCGAGAAGAAGGCGUUUAAGCUGGUACAAGCCAUCCCUGGUGCUUCCAAGACUCUGGAGUAUGGAGCUAACGUAACUUUCCACCAAUCUGGCCUCGCAAACUCGAUGAUCUCCGUUACUUGGGAGUGA
Eruca vesicaria subsp. sativa (arugula) is the source of this 1287-nucleotide messenger RNA. NCBI's taxonomy places the organism in Eukaryota, Viridiplantae, Streptophyta, Magnoliopsida, Brassicales, Brassicaceae. The record is from the annotation of a GenBank genome assembly.